GGUUUGUCCCAGCGGGCGCUCCGUCCUCAUUAGCGGAGCGGCUAAGCUAACGGUCUCGGCUGUGUUGUGGUGGUCUCAGCUGUGUUGUGGUGGUCUCGGCUGACGCAGGGCGAUCCGGAUCUCCGCUAAACCCAGUGAAGGACGCCGCUCGUGGAGAUGUCAGACUCUGCAGAGCGACCGGUGGAGGCGGAGCCUCUGAAAGGUGAUCAGGUGGACGGAGUCAGUAAGGACCGCGGUGCGGGCUGCGGAAAGCUGGGCAUGAAUAAACUCACCGGCUGGCGCACCGCCGCCUUCCUCCUGUCUCUCUUCCUCUGCCUCAUCGUCGUCUUUGCCUUCUCCUUCAUCCUGCCCUGCCCCCUCCGCCCGCAGUACCUGCGCGCCUGGAACCGCACCCUGCCUAACGCAGCUACGUAUGAUUUCCUGGCCAUGGGAGAUGCCAACAAAGACAAAGUGCAGGACGUGUUCUUCAUCUAUAAGAGCUCAGAGGGCAGCAUGAACCACAGCUGCUCUGGAGAAGGUCUGCCCUCCCCGUGCCUGUUCCUGCUGGCGGUCGAUGGCACUAAUGGUGAGACGCUGUGGGAGCGGCCUUUGGCUGCUGAACUGAGAUGGGUGGAGUGCGGAGUUGGAGGAAUGAAAGGAAAAACUUGUCUGGUGGCUCACGCUAAGAAUUUCACAGCCCUCGACAUGCACACAGGUGUCGCUGUGUGGCAGCGUCUGACUCCGGUUAAUAGCGGAAAACUCCCAGUGAUCAUCAUGCCUGAUCUGGACAAAGACGGAAUCGACGACAUCGCUGUGUUGUCAUAUAACUGUACCAUCAAUAACAACACAUGCAGCAAUGCCAUGACUGAGAUGGUGAUUUUCUCGGGUAAAUCGGGUGACAUGGUUGGAUCGAAGGUGGAUGUAGAGUCAGUACUACACGGGACACGGGCACACUUGCAGUUAACCACGGCCAGCGGCGCUCAGUACAUACUGUUACACACAGGCACAGGCCUGUAUGCAGUGGGUUUGUGGCGUUUAGCUAAAAUGGCUGGGGCUGGUCUGGAGUCUUAUCUGAAGAAAGAAAAAAGCUGGGAGGAAAAAGCCGCUGAGACAGGACUGAUCCCACUGCAUGAGUCGAAGUCUUUGCUGAAGGUGUUAUUGGUUAAAGGUUCAGGAGACCCCUCCCCUUCACUGCUGCUCCUCACACCGUCCACUGUGACCCUGUUCAACACACGAACUCGCAGCAUCAGCUGGACAGCGAACACCAGCACGCUGCUCAGUACUCCAUCAUUUGGUCGCUACAAUGAAGAUGAUGUUCCUGAUGUGGUGCUUGAGGAGGACCAGGGAAAUAGAACCAAGAGAGUGCUGAUUCUGGACGGUAAGACGGGCCGUGAGCUGUGGAGGGCGAGUUUACUGUCUUGGUCUCAGAGCCCCAGACCUGCUUCUGUCCUCACACUCAACUCCUACUCUGUGUUCAUGCUGUGGGGAGAGAGUCUCACGCACAGCGAGACGAGCCCUGCUGAUGAGGAACGUUCCUCAUACCUGCUGCACCCUCGUCACCCUCAGGUUCUGCUGGAGAGAAGCAAUCCCACUCAGCACAUAAGGUCGUUUAAAGUGGUUCUGUUGGAGCGCGGUCGUCAUGCCUGCUACCUCGUCCUGAGCGGCGCUGACGGUGAACAGAUGGAAGAGGCGGGGCUUGCUGGGGCGGGGGCUGUGGUGCUGACGAAGAGGAAGAUAAAGGACGACGUGGGGGAGAGCAGCGUGCUGGGAGUGGGCAAGGCGGAGGGCGAGCCCGUCCCCAGAGACGAGGAGGAGCUGGUGAAGGAGGCGUUUCACAGGCUCAGAUUCAGUGAUGAGGUCAAGUAACUCCUGAGCCCAACAAAGCCCCCCCAUCGGUUUCGUAUUGGCACAUUAAAGCGAUAGUUUGGCUUAAAAACCAA
This is a messenger RNA of Pygocentrus nattereri (red-bellied piranha), 1919 nucleotides long. It is a transcript of the gene fam234a, whose product is annotated as family with sequence similarity 234 member A. Bases 157 to 1845 code for a protein of 562 amino acids. NCBI's taxonomy places the organism in Eukaryota, Metazoa, Chordata, Actinopteri, Characiformes, Serrasalmidae. The transcript has 12 exons. The record is from RefSeq and is a predicted model, not a curated record.